This is a messenger RNA of Hydatigera taeniaeformis, 585 nucleotides long. Lineage: Eukaryota; Metazoa; Platyhelminthes; Cestoda; Cyclophyllidea; Taeniidae. The record is from the annotation of a GenBank genome assembly.
UGUCCAAAGACCUCGAUAAAUGAGACCUCAAACGAUGGCUGUGAGAGUUCACACGCGGGCGUGGAUUUCCUCACACCAUCCACGCAAAACCCUCAUAGCCUCUUCACGAAACAGCAUCGAGUAAGCCUGCAUCCUGGCACAGGAAAUCCAAAGCAUCGCUCUCCACUAUUACGCGACCGAGCCUACUCUGUCACUGUUGCGCAUCUGCAAAACAAAACCACGAGAAGCAGCCUACCCUUCUUCUCCAAGCAGCGUCUCAGCAUCGCUCUGCACUUGAAACGGCCAGGAAUUAAACGCUCAAAUGAGGCAAAAGCCAUCCGAACCCUUGGCGUAAUCAUGGGUGUUUUCUGCAUUUGUUGGCUGCCAUUCUUCAUCGUCGCGCUGGGUCGACCUCUCUACAAUUACAUACAUAACACUGAAAAGGACAUUGAUCCCCGUCUCAGCUGCUUCUUCCUGUGGCUUGCUUCUGUUUGCCUCUUGACAAUCACUCAGAUGCACGUGAUUAUGACAAAGCUACGAUCACAGCUCAGUGACAGGUCAACGUUUAUCACGAGGAGAGUGACUGGACUUCCUCGUCGUCUAUGA